Linum trigynum is the source of this 1161-nucleotide messenger RNA. NCBI's taxonomy places the organism in Eukaryota, Viridiplantae, Streptophyta, Magnoliopsida, Malpighiales, Linaceae. The record is from the annotation of a GenBank genome assembly.
AUGGAGGUGAAAGCUCGGGCUCCGGGCAAGAUCAUACUCUCCGGCGAGCAUGCGGUUGUCCAUGGAUCCGCAGCGGUGGCUGCUUCCAUUGAUCUAUACACUCACGCCACCCUCACGUUCCCUACUUCCCCUGAGCACGAAGAUAUGCUGAAAUUGCAGCUUAAAGACAUGGCAUUGGAGUUUUCAUGGCCUAUUUCGAGAAUCAAACUAGCGUUCUCCCAGUUGGGAGUCCCAUUCUCAUCAAAACCCACCACAUGUUCUUCGGAAUCGUUGAAGUUGAUUGCAGGUUUGAUUGAAGAACAAAGCAUUCCAGAGGCAAAAGUCGCACUUGCAUCAGGAGUGUCUGCAUUUCUUUGGCUCUAUACCUGCAUUCAAGGAUUUAGACCUGCAACUGUAGUCAUUACUUCGGAACUUCCAUUAGGUUCAGGCCUUGGUUCAUCGGCUGCCUUUUCUGUUGCAAUCUCAGCUGCUCUCCUGGCAUUCUCAGACUCUAUUAAGAUCGAUUUGAGGCGUCCUGGGUGGUUAGAUUUUGAGGAGCUUCAACUUGAUCUUGUCAACAAAUGGGCUUUCGAGGGUGAAAGAAUCAUUCAUGGAAAACCAUCAGGAAUCGACAACACGGUUAGCACAUAUGGCAAUAUGAUCAAGUUCAAAAAUGGCAAUCUAACCCGAAUAAAGUCAAGCAUGCCUCUCAAGAUGCUCAUUACUAACACUAAGGUUGGGAGGAACACGAAAGCAUUGGUGGCUGGGGUCUCAGAGAGGAACAUAAGGCAUCCUGAUGCAAUGAGCUUUGUUUUCAAUGCUGUGGACUCCAUCAGUAAGGAAUUGGCUAAUGUCCUUCAGUCGCCUGCUCUGGAUGAGCUUUCAAUAACUGAGAGGGAAGAGAAGCUUGGGGAGUUGAUGGAAAUGAAUCAAGGCUUGCUCCAAUGUAUGGGAGUCAGCCAUGCUUCUAUCGAAACUGUUCUGAGGACGACGUUGAAGUACAAGCUUGCUUCUAAGUUAACCGGUGCUGGCGGUGGAGGUUGCGUGCUAACACUCUUGCCAACCCUGCUAUCAGGAACUAUUAUUGAUAAGGUGAUCUCAGAGCUAGAAACCUGUGGAUUCCAAUGUCUGACUGUUAAGAUUGGUGGCAAUGGUGUUGAGUUCUCUAACGGCUCAUCCUAG